Andrographis paniculata is the source of this 1332-nucleotide messenger RNA. Its product is annotated as bifunctional dTDP-4-dehydrorhamnose 3,5-epimerase/dTDP-4-dehydrorhamnose reductase. The transcript has 2 exons. NCBI's taxonomy places the organism in Eukaryota, Viridiplantae, Streptophyta, Magnoliopsida, Lamiales, Acanthaceae. Gene Ontology annotation, cellular component: methionine adenosyltransferase complex. The coding region runs from base 92 to 1000 and encodes 302 amino acids. Gene Ontology annotation, molecular function: methionine adenosyltransferase regulator activity. The record is from RefSeq and is a predicted model, not a curated record. Gene Ontology annotation, biological process: S-adenosylmethionine biosynthetic process.
CACAUUUUCCGUUUGGAUCCAAACAACGCACAUAGUCACACACUCAGAUUUGAAACGCCCACCGCACUUCACCUUCUUCUAUCCACCGGAUAUGGGCGCCACGGAGAACGGCACGGCCGCGCAGCAGCCUCUAAAGUUCCUGAUCUACGGCCGCACCGGCUGGAUUGGCGGUCUCCUCGGGAAGCUCUGCGAAUCGCAGAGCAUCGAGUAUGUCUACGGGUCGGGUCGCCUUGAGAAUCGGGUCUCGCUCGAGACCGACAUCGCCGCCGUCCAGCCGACGCACGUUUUCAAUGCCGCCGGAAUCACCGGCCGGCCGAACGUCGACUGGUGCGAGUCGCACAAGGUCGAGACCAUCCGUGCGAACGUCGUCGGCACGCUCACGCUCGCCGACGUUUGCCGGGAGAAGGGUUUGGUGUUGAUUAACUACGCCACUGGUUGCAUCUUCGAGUACGAUUCGGGUCACCCGCUCGGGUCGGGUAUCGGAUUUAAGGAGGAAGAUAAGCCUAACUUCAUCGGAUCCUUCUACUCCAAGACCAAAGCAAUGGUCGAGGAUUUGCUAAGCAACUACGAGAACGUCUGCACGCUGCGAGUCCGAAUGCCGAUCUCAUCCGAUCUUUCCAACCCUCGCAAUUUCAUCACAAAGAUCUCAAGGUACGAGAAAGUGGUGAACAUCCCGAACUCGAUGACGAUCUUGGACGAGCUCCUCCCAAUUUCGAUCGAGAUGGCGAAGCGGAACCUUACCGGGGUAUGGAAUUUCACAAACCCGGGAGUGGUGAGCCACAACGAGAUUUUGGAGAUGUACCGGGAGUACAUAAACCCCGAAUUCACGUGGAAAAACUUCACCUUGGAAGAGCAGGCUAAGGUGAUCGUCGCCCCGAGGAGCAACAACGAGCUCGACACCACCAAAUUGAAGACCGAAUUCCCGGAACUUUUGUCGAUCAAGGAGUCGCUCGUGAAGUACGUUUUUGAGCCGAACCGGAAGACGGCGGCGGCGGCUUGAAACAAACCAAAACGUUUGGUUGUGAGGUGAGUUCUUUGAUUUGGGUUUGUGUGUGUUUUUUGCUGUGGAUCGAAAUGGGAUGAAUAGAUUUAUUGUUGUUAUUACAUGGGAUGGGAUGGGAUGAUAAGAAGAUAAAAUUAUUAUUAUUAUUAUUAUUAUUGUUAGUAAUGAUGGUUGAUUUAAUUUUCUUUGUGUGUACGAGAAAUGUUUUAAUUAUUAUCUACUAUAUGGUUAUGUUGGUAUUGUAUUAAUUUUGGUGCAAUACUCAUUCAAUAAACGAUGUAGAAAUUUGUUGGGAUUAGUUUGUAGUUACCUUACCUGCUUUUGUUGUU